CUGUCAGUCUGCCAGAGAACAUCGCUCUGAUCGGUCGUUCCGGAAACAGCUCAACUAACACUCUCACUGAGCAGCUUAUCUCCGUGUACAAUUAUUUACUGAGAAUGAUAAAGAGUAAGAUAGUAGAGGAUAAGCUUGAUACGCUUGUCUCACGGUACGCAGUGCCGAUCAUCGAUCUCGCACAUUGCGGUAAGAGUUCUUGCCCCAUCCACGGGAGAUGCGAGUAUACCCCCUUUUACUCAAGCAAUCUUUAUACAAUCGCACUGUUUAUAGGCAAAUCUGUGAUUAAUCGCGUUGGGCAACAGCUGGACAAGGCCCUCUCCGAGAAGGGGAUCGCUCUACUUGUGAAUCAUGGCAUUCCCGACGAGAAGAUCAAAGCUGCCUGGGAUCAAUUCGAUUACUUUUUGGACUUGCCAGCUGAGGUACGGGAUCGGUACAGCAGAAAAGAUGGCACAAACUAUGGCUACGUGAGCCCCGGAAUGGAACGCUUCGAUGGGAAGACGCCAGAGCUACGACAUACCUACAAUAUUUGCAAACUGGACGACAAGAACAUUCCAAGGGAGGCUGAGACACUGCCUGACUUCGCUGAGGAGAUCACGACGCUGGCCAAUGAUUUCACGGCCCUGUCCACCUUCAUACUGAAGGCACUGGAGGUUGCCCUGGAGACCCCUCCCAAGUGCUUUCUCGACAAGCACUCAGAGAUGCUUUCCGGGGAUGAUGUCAAUAUGACUACCCUGCGAAUGAUCUACUAUCCAGCGAUAGUGGACGAUGAGCCUGGUCAGAGCGAGGGGGCCGUUCGCUGCGGUGCCCAUGUGGACUAUGGCACGUUUACCCUGCUGGCUCAGGACUCUGAGGGCGGUCUGGAAGUGCAACUGCCUGGCGGUGACAAAUGGGAACGUGUGGGUCAUCUGCCUGGAUCAAUUCUCAUAAAUGGCGGGGAGCUCUUAUCCAUCUGGACAAGGGAACGCUAUCACGCUGUGCCACAUCGCGUCGUUGUACCUGAGAGGGCCCAGAUACGCACUAGGGGCAGACAUUCCAUUGCUUAUUUUUGUCACCCGGAUAACUCGACGAUGAUUUCGCCCAAGGAUAUUCUUGUUAAUCUAACGGAAGCCGCAGAGGGCUCUGCGGACGAGAAAAUUUACAGUGCCUAUGAGCUAAUUCAGAAAAAGUUUUCUGACACGUACGGCCCUUCUUCUCAGGAAAGCAAUGAAUCUUAAGCAAGAAUUUAGUUUGAACUUCAUACAUUCAUAUGCCAUACA
Messenger RNA from Drosophila subobscura, 1259 nucleotides. RefSeq names its product UPF0676 protein C1494.01. The coding region runs from base 105 to 1217 and encodes 370 amino acids. The transcript is spliced from 4 exons. Gene Ontology annotation, molecular function: dioxygenase activity. NCBI's taxonomy places the organism in Eukaryota, Metazoa, Arthropoda, Insecta, Diptera, Drosophilidae. The record is from RefSeq and is a predicted model, not a curated record.